Messenger RNA from Talaromyces proteolyticus, 1361 nucleotides. RefSeq lists its product as uncharacterized. Lineage: Eukaryota; Fungi; Ascomycota; Eurotiomycetes; Eurotiales; Trichocomaceae. The coding region runs from base 1 to 870 and encodes 289 amino acids. The transcript has 5 exons. The record is from RefSeq and is a predicted model, not a curated record.
AUGAAUCAGGUUCUCAAUAAUGGAGUGAAUAUUGGUAUUUCUGAUUCGGAGCGAUACAAAUUGACAUUUAUGCCGGAGGAGUACGCCCGAUUUGUAUACGGUGCCAAAUGCUACUACGCAGCUUGGUUCGUGUACAUGAGUCUAAUAUGGGCCCUCAAAGCCUGCACGUUGGUUCUUUUCAACCGCAUAACGCUCGGACUUUGGCAACAAAAGGUUGUUAAGUGGAAUGCAAUUUUUGUCGGCCUUAGUUAUAUUGCAAUUAUCUUAGCAUUCUGCCUGGAAUGUCGACCAAUUCAGGGUAACUGGCAAAUAUACCCGAAUCCAGGUCGGCAAUGUACAAACGAUUUACUCAACUAUUACUUGAUUGGGCCAAUUAACAUUCUGACCGACGCCAUUCUCCUCGUUGUUCCUUUUCCUAUUGUCAACAGAACAAAUAUUUCUUUCUCCAAGAAAAUUGGCCUUAGCUUGUUAUUAUCUUCUGGGGUAUUUAUCAUUAUCGCUUCUAGCCUCCGGUGGGCGAUAUCAGUCAAUGAUAUCGCUAACGUUAGCACUGGUGCUGCGUGGGCCAUACGCGAAGGUUUCAUCGCAACUAUAGUUGUUAAUCUGCCGCCUAUUUACACACUUUUUGCUCGACUUUCCAAGCGCGACAGCGAGCUUCUCAUCUUCGAACCUCCCGUCAACAAUGGGCGCUCAGUUACUACAUGUAUCGGUAUGCAGCGCGUCGAAUCCUCCCAGAAUAAUCACGAAGACUCCAAGAAUUUUAUUUUUGGGCUGGGAAGGAGAAGAAGUGACAGCAGUGAUAGUGGAAGUCUUGAUGCGAGGCGGGCCAGCGAGGGAAUUAAAAUCACUACAACAUAUGAGGUUGCGUAAUUUAUUAUUGUCGUUUACAACAAACAAGAAUUUUAUCAUUUGAUAGCGUUUGCACAAGGCUACCUUGAGCAGGGUUUGGGGGUUUCUGUUUUGUCACAAAUAAAAAAUGUUGUGGUACUUCUGAAGGAAUAGGCGAAAUAUGAAUUGUAGUUGCAAAUGACGACUUCUUAAGUUGAAUUAUGCCGGUACUUAUAGGUAUGGCGUUGUUCAUGCUAUUCUCAUAUUUUGAGCAUCUGCCAGUAGACACAUAAUACAAAGCGGCCAAUGUGUCCAGUGUUUGAGUUCUUCUGUUUAAUUCAGUAAUCAAUCGUUCAGGGCGCAAUAUUAACGUUUCCCUCCACGAUGAGCCUCAACGUCGGUGUUGUGAUCCUUUCGAACUGCAAAAAGGGUAAAAUUUGGCGCAAGUAUUGUUGGAAGAGAUACUUCAUGAUGUAUUCUGGCUCAUGUCAAGAUUUAUACACCCUGGCGCAGAUAUACUAUAGUAUAUUGUG